CAACUCAGCAAGUCAUGGACGUAUAGUAACUGACUCGUUUCCAUUCAGUUAAUUCGAAAAAAGGAGCGACUCGUCAGGCGAUGGGAGGGGCGACUGGAGGGAAGGCCGCGCAUGCCCAGCCUCUCGCCGCCGGCGAUCGUCGGUGCGUUGGAGGGCGGUUUUGGGCUCUCGCGGAUGCGGAGGAGGACGACGCGGACGGAGAGGCGGACGCUCCGCCAUCACCGCCGUCGCCGACUCCGUCGGAUCACGUCAAUGACUGGUUCAAUGCCAGUUACUCGGAGGAGGAGGUUGCGUCCGCGAUCGACGACGUUCUUCCUAUCCAUGAUCCGGCCAGAGUGGGGCUUGACGCGGGCGAGAAGAGGGAGAUGGUUCGCCGGAUAGUUCACCGAAGAACCUCGUCGGCGGCGGUCAAGCCGUGGAAAGGCCCUCUUCCAAAGGUUGUAUUCCGGGCUACUGCGCUAAUCCGUAUGUGGUCAUUACUCACUCCGACGGAGGCCAGGGCGCGUUUGGUUACUGGAUCUGUCCGGUGGGAGAUGGUAGCGCGGGAUAUCUUCAACCGGUUUGGAUGGCGGCCAUGUAAUAGGAUAGGCGAUUAGUUUACCUAUCUCUCUAUAUUAUGCCAGCCGGUUGUGGCUUCUCGACCUUGUUUUAUUUCACUAGCUCUUUGUGAGCCAGCCUCCAUUGUUGCAGCACAUUGCAAGACAUUGUUGAAUACUUUAUCUAUUUAUAAAUGUGACCGUAUGCAUCACUCAGAUGCAGAGGCCGGGGAGUCCCCCUU
This is a messenger RNA of Triticum aestivum (bread wheat), 778 nucleotides long. RefSeq lists its product as uncharacterized. Lineage: Eukaryota; Viridiplantae; Streptophyta; Magnoliopsida; Poales; Poaceae. The record is from RefSeq and is a predicted model, not a curated record. The transcript is spliced from 2 exons. The coding region runs from base 81 to 596 and encodes 171 amino acids.